Molecule: messenger RNA, 1378 nt
Organism: Suillus clintonianus
Lineage: Eukaryota; Fungi; Basidiomycota; Agaricomycetes; Boletales; Suillaceae
Exons: 12
Coding region: 316-1269 (317 amino acids)
Source: RefSeq, a predicted model, not a curated record
CUGGUACCACGCUUGCAACGCACUGCCAUCCAAGCCACCCGAUGAAUCAGAUUCAGUGCGGCUGUACGUAAACUUUGUUUAUAUUAAUUGUUUGCAUCUAUGUAGCACACCAUGACUAUGCAGUAUAUGUAUCCGCAGGCCAUCAACCAUGGAGAAGCUGCAUUUCUAUACCCUCUGCAGCCCUGGUGGACGUAACUUUCGAAUUUCGCCAGGCCUCUCCCGUUCCCAAUUAAUUAACGCUUUCGCAAGUCAGAACACAACUUGAAUGAUCAAACUGUUUUCUAUAACAGGUUUGCAAAACUCAGUAUAGGCACGAUGAGCACUUUCGAUGCAAGGGUGGUGAUCGGGCCAGUCCAAGUCUGUGGGCUUUUGAGCGCUGCAUUAUUCGGCAGCCUUGCCUGCCAGACCUACUUGUAUUUUGCAAGAUUCGCAAACGAUCACAUCGCCCUGAAAGCAACUGUAUCUGCAGUCAUCUUGAUUCAGCUGGGCCACUUUGUCUGCGUUAUAUCGACGUUGUGGACGAUGACUGUUAGCACCUAUGGUGACCCAUAUCAACUCAGCGUGCUUCCUCUUGCUUUAGAUCUAGCCGUUCCGUUGAGCGGUUUGACAGUAUUCGUUGUGCAGUCAUUUUACGCUUUUCGGCUUUGGAGGUUAACUAAAAAUGUUUUCUUGCCCAUUUUUUGUCAAAUGCUCUCCGUGCUCGCACAAAUUUCCACGUUCGUUGUCACGGCAAAGGCGAUUUCUAUGACGAACGUCGUCACUUUUGGGGAACAACAAUUGGGGCUGAUUGAGGUCUCUUUCAUCGCACGUGCGGCCUGUGACUUGAUCACCACCGUUGGUAUUGCCUGGGGUCUAAAGAAGCAACGGGUCUCUGACAUCAGAGGCACGAGCACGAUGAUUGAUCGAUUGAUUAAAUGGACAAUUGAAACUGGUCUAAUCACCAGUGUGAUGGCCUUUACAUUGGCAACGUGGUUUCUAGUCCUGAAGCAGCAGAACUUUAUGUGGAUUGGAGUAUGGUUGCUGUGGCCUGAUGUCGUAGGGAACACCUUGUUAGCCUCGUUGAAUCGUCGGUGGCUUCUUCGGGACAAUGCCCCAAGAACGGGUACUCAGAGUUAUGAUAUGAACACGAUUGUGUUUAGCACCAGAGCUGCGCAACCACAGGCAGACCCAUUGGAGAGCUUCAAGGACCGAGAUAUUCAAGCGUUCCAAGAAGCGGAACACGCAAUCAAUCCGGGACAAAAGCCGAUUCAUAUACGAGCAAUUGUUUGACAGAUAACGAAACUUGUUGCUGGCUAUGAGGCUCCAGAAUGUACGACGAAAUGAUAUGUAGAUUGACAUAGAUAAGACAUAAAAUAUAUGCCCAUAUGUUGCCCGACCA